GUAUGUGGUACCCUUCACAAGAUGUCUGGAUUUAGCCAUUUUUUUCUGAGCUUCUGUAUUCUAGGAUAUACUUUCUGCAGUUCCACAGCUUGGCAUGUAUAUAUGCCAAGCAAUAUCAGAGGAUUGGUGGGUUCCUGCCUAUUAAUCCCUUGCACCUUCGACUACUAUCAGAAUCCACCUCGCAGACCAGAUCGUGUGGCUUGGUACCAGUAUGCGAGCCACUCAUAUCCUGUAGUUUGUAAAGAUUGGGACAAGAGUGAUGAAAUUUAUGAAUUUCAAGGUCAAACAUCGACACCUAAUUCUAGAUAUGGGAGAAAGUGUGACCUUUUAAUCAAGCCAGUGACAUGGGCUCACCACAGACAGAAGAUUUACCCCUGGGUAGAUCCAGACUAUAUUGGGAAAUACACCCAUGCAUUCUGGCAUAAAACUGUAACGAUUGAAGUAGUUGACAGGGCAGAGGAACCUCAUAUUACGAUCUAUGGAGACAGGAAGGUUGGACAGUCUGUGACAGUGAAAUGCACCGCUUCCCACACCUGUUCGAUAUAUCCACCGGAUCUGAGUCUCAACAUCCCACUGCAAAGCCACAGUCUAACUCAUAGCUCGAGGUCUGAUGGCACAACCGAAACCACCUUGACGACCACAUUAAACAUAGAGAGAGACCACCAAACUGUACAGUGCUCCGUCCGACACAAGAGUGGUCACACUGUAUCAGCCACUCAAACCUUAAAUGCAGAAUGCUCCUUUUCAGGGUUGACUAUCAGCCGUACAUCAGACGAUUUUCUUGAGGGACAGGCAAGCAAAGUAACCUGCACUGCCUCAUACACAUGCUCCAAACAUAUACCAACCCUGACAUGGAACUAUGGUAGCAUGCCAGCCUCCACUGAUACCAGCAACAGUGGAAGCACUAGUUGGAGGACUGUCUCCACACUGACAUUCACAGCAUCAGCUAACGACCAUGGACAAUCUCUGACAUGCUAUGCACGAUUCACUGGAGGAGGGACGCAGGAUAAGAGCAUCACCCUCCAAGUAAAGAGAAACAUGCUGUCUCGCGGCUGGUCCUUCACCACCCCCCGCAGCAUCACAGGCAUGAGAGGCUCAUGUAUCAUCAUUCCUUGCACAUUCACCUACAGUAAUUCUCAGCCUGCUGACCUCCGAGUGAUAUGGUACUUGUUCCAGAGCAAUGGGUACUCCCCUGUAUUUGAUGAGCGACAGAAUAUUAUGAGUAAGUUUAACGGGAUAACCAGCUUGAUUGGAUCUGUGGGGGAGAGGAAUUGUAGUCUUAAGAUCGAGAGACUGGAGAUGUCACAUAACCAGGACAGACUUUACCCAUGGGUGGACAAGCACCCUAUCACCUCCUACCAAAGCCUGGGCCCCACAUUUUAUGACAAAACAUCUCAACUUAUUGUUUCAGACCAAGCACAGGAACCACAGGUGAGCAUCAUAGGUAUCCCCAGGGUGGGAGAGGAGAGCACAGUGUCCUGCAAUGUGCGCCACACAUGUAUCUCUGCUCCCCCCACCCUGACCAUAAGUGGUAUACCUGGAAAAGAUCUCAUUACGGACACUUUGGUAUCUGAUGGGAUUUGGGAAAGGACAGUAGAGAGAACCUGGGCUGUAAAAGAAGAGGACCAGAGUGUGAAGUGUACUGUUAGCUACAGUGGGGGUCAGAAAACAAGUGAGAUCAAGCUGAAUGUUGAAUGUCCACAUGAUGACAUCACAAUGACUGAGCGGCCUGGCGAUGCAACAGAGGGUGUGGCAAAGAGUGUCAUUUGUUCUGUUUCCUACAAAUGUAAGAAAAAUAAACCAACCAUUGUGUGGAACUACGAAGACAUGCAGAGUUCGUUAAAAACCAAAGCGAACUCCAGCAAUACCUUUAUCACAGUGUCAAAUCUAACCUUUAUUGGCUCUCUUGAGGAUGACGGUAAAUCUUUGACCUGCACUGCUCAGUUUGUUACUGGCGAGACCUCAGACUCUGAAACCCUUCAUAUAAAAAAAUAUGUGAGAGAUCCAUAUGAAAAUGACACGUUCCAUGAUCAGGCUGCUGACGUCCCUUUCAGAUUCAGCGCCCUGACCGGUUCCUGUGUGGUGAUUCCCUGCAGCAUCCCAUACAAGGAAGAUGAGCCUUUCACGCGCGGCAUCUGGUCCAAAAGAAAUAAUGAUAUCAUCUACCAUAAUGGCCAGAGCUUUGUGGUUGACCAUUUCAAGGGCCGCACCAGAAUGUUAGGAGAUCUGAAUGAGGGAAACUGCUCAUUAGAGAUUGAUGACAUCAAACCCUUUGACAAUGGGCCCUUCUGUUUCCAUGCAGAGAGAGCUAACAUGGAAAGAUACAGAUUCAACAAUAGCUGCGUAUUUAUUGUUAUGAAAGCGUCCCCAGAAAAACCAGUGAUGACCUCAGUUCCAGCAGAAGUCGAUGCUGGCUCAACGAUUACUGUCUCGUGUUCUGUGACGCACACAUGUCCGUCACAUCCUCCAGUGUUCUCAUGGAGUGUCUCUCCCCUCACCAGUGAGGUCACGCACACCUGGACGCCGCAGGGCAUCUGGGAGACGACCUCCACCAUCACGUUCAUGGCUGCUGGAGGAGACGGGGUCAAAAGGCUAACCUGUACUGCCAUCUCCUGGCUCGGCAAACAACGAACCAGCACAGUCCAGAUGACUGUGAAGGGAUCAAGCUCUCGGUCAGUAGCCAUUGCAGUGUCAACUCUAGUCCUGGUUGUAAUCAUCCUAGCUGCAGUGUUUGGAGUGGUCUUCUAUAGGAGGAGGAAGUGCUCUGACGACCAGCUUAGACCACCACCUCGUCCAGAGAAAAGGAGAUCACUGUGGGAUAGAUUAUCCAGGAGAAACCCUGAAGACAGGGAAAGACCUCCAAGACCAGAGAAACGGGGGUCCAUUUGGAAUCGAUUCUCCCGAAACCAAGGCAAUGCUGCAAACAUCAGUGUUGGCUAUUCACGCGACACCACCACUGUAAACUGUGACACUCAAAUCUCCAAACAACGCUUUCCAUCCCCAAAGGAUCACCGGAGAGCUCCUCGCUCCGUCAGGCCUGAGGUCAGUAGUGCUGUGGUGAUGUGGUAAUGUAAUGCCCAAACCACAUGUAAAUCAAAGACUUUUGCCUCUGCUUAUUUCCUGUUUCCCAGCUAACUAUUCAACCAUCCAACCAAUCAUCCCAUCACAUAUUUUUGAACAAUCUGCACCUUUCUAUGAAACAAUUUUUAAAUUAUAAAAAAAAAGGGAAAUGAUGUCACAGCUGGUGUUGUUAUUCCUGUCCCGGUGGUUAUUUCCAUGUAGAUUCUCCUUCACUCGAGUCAUUGUAUAUCUGGAAGUACUAAGUUAUAAACAACUAUAGCUUUAGAUUCUUGAAGACAUUUUACCUCUCAACCCAAAAAUACUGAAAAGUGUUUGUUGGAUGGUUGAACGUCUGAAACCCCCUCCCCCCACAUCUUUCCGAUAUGUCACAAUAUGGGAGGCAGCAUCUUACAGUUUUUGUAACUUUCCCUUUGGAUAAGAGGCAAGAAUCUAAAGCAAGUCAGUUAGACUUAGCGCCUUUAGUCCCUAAGUGGAGUUUGUGUCACAGCCUGUCCCUCCUCUUCAGCCACAUUCCCUACUCCCCAGGCCCCUUCAAUGCCAUUUUCCAACUAUCCACCAGAUGUCCUCGGACGUUCUUUCCUUUCCCCAACACCUAACUGUCCCAGCCAUCUCCACACCUGUUCCCACCCACUCUGCUGCUCUGCCUGGCUUUCCACGCCCACCUCCUCACCUGCACCUCAUUCCCUCAUCAGCCUUUGUUCCUCGGUCAGUUCAUCAAUGUGGUAAUGUGGUUUUCGGUCAUCGCUUUCCAGCCUCUGUUGCCUGCUGGCCUGAUCAGCUGCCUAAUUUGGACUCCUGUCUAUCUUUACCCUCGUUUCAACAAUAAAUCUGUGAAAUCAUCCUGCUCUCUGACAGCUUGUCCAAUCCACAGUAUAGUUAAAAAAAAAUUGCAGCAAUGUACCAUGCUCAGUGAUCAAUAAAACAGGUUCUAACUGAAGGAAUGUUACCCUCUGCAUAUGAUAAACUAAGCUUCCUUGUUCUUCUUCUCCAAUGCAUUUGAAUGACAACCCUCCAACCAGUUUUUAGGUCAUGGGCCAGAGGGUGGAGGAUACUUGCCUCACCAGAAACAAAACUAUACA
Messenger RNA from Perca fluviatilis (European perch), 4160 nucleotides. RefSeq lists its product as uncharacterized. The record is from RefSeq and is a predicted model, not a curated record. NCBI's taxonomy places the organism in Eukaryota, Metazoa, Chordata, Actinopteri, Perciformes, Percidae.